This is a messenger RNA of Amblyraja radiata (thorny skate), 3546 nucleotides long. RefSeq names its product nuclear VCP like (gene nvl). Gene Ontology annotation, cellular component: nucleus. NCBI's taxonomy places the organism in Eukaryota, Metazoa, Chordata, Chondrichthyes, Rajiformes, Rajidae. The record is from RefSeq and is a predicted model, not a curated record. Gene Ontology annotation, molecular function: ATP hydrolysis activity; RNA binding; ATP binding. Gene Ontology annotation, biological process: ribosome biogenesis. The coding region runs from base 159 to 2642 and encodes 827 amino acids. The transcript has 24 exons.
GUCCGUCCGGUAACCGGUCCGGGUCCGUCCAGUAAAUGGGUCCGGGUCCUGCAGGCGAGGCAAGGGCGGGCUCUGUGAGGACCCAUCGCAUUGUGACCGGGAGACAGGCCCGGGACCAGUUGCAGGCAGAGGGCUGUCGGUGAGAACACGCUGUGAGCAUGAAGAACAAAAGCCCCAUGAUAGAUGCACGACUGAAGCACCGAGUGAAACAGUACCUCAGCAACAGCAGCAGUCAGUAUGUGGACCUCGCGUUUCUGGCCUCUGACCUCCAGCGACAGUACAGCAUGGACUACGGCCGCAGGAAGAAGAAUGCCUUCCGGAUGCAGGUGGAGAAGGUGUACCGACUGAUCAGCAGUGAGGUUCUGGAUUUUGAGGAGGAACAUCUGGCCAAGCGAGCACGUCCCAGCUGUGACGAAGAUGGAGCGGAGCUAAUCACAGUGUUCUCAGACAGCGAGGACUUUCCUGAAUAUCCGCCGACCAACCUCAUGAACUCUUCACUGCUGAGUCUUUACCGGAGAGCGGAGCCGGAGGUCAACCCCGGGGUGGGGGGUAGAGUGUCGGCGGGCUCCAACAGCCCACGGACGGCCACCCCGCCCGUGGCCGGUGGGUCGGCAAGGUCCCCGUCCACCGUGGAGGCCUCACCGGGCGGCUGGUUCAUUGACCGUGCACCAGGGAACGCUCUCACCAACGAGGAUCCUGCACCCAGCUUGCAGCGAGCGGACAUGUCAGGGCUGGAGCCGGAGCCGGAGCCGAGGAGGAGGAGGAGCGGGCGGAGGAGCCGGCACCGGGGGCUGGAUGUUGCGGGGCCUGCGGACAGGGCUAUCGAGGGCUCCCUGCUGGAGAGGGCAGCUUCGAAGCGGAGCUUUGUGAUCCAGUACUCGUCCCUGAGGUUUGAGGAUGUCGGUGGGAGCGACAAGACCCUGAAGGACGUGUGCUGGCUCCUGGUUCACCUGCGGCACCCAGAGGUUUACGAGCAGCUGGGGGUGCACCCGCCCCGUGGCUUCCUGCUGCACGGGCCGCCGGGAUGCGGCAAGACUCUGCUGGCACAGGCCAUCGCCGGGGAGUUGCAGUUUCCGCUGCUGAAGUUGGCGGCCACAGAGCUGGUGUCCGGCGUCUCCGGAGAGUCCGAGCAGAAGCUGCGGGGCCUGUUUGAAGAGGCCGUGCUCCAGGCUCCCUGCGUUGUGUUCAUCGAUGAGAUUGACGCCAUCUGCCCCAAGCGCGAGGUUGCCUCCAAGGACAUGGAGCGUCGCAUCGUGGCCCAGCUGCUCGCCUGCCUGGAUGAUCUGAACACCCUGGCCGUCUCCAAGCCGGUCGUGGUCAUCGGAGCCACCAACAGACCCGACUCCCUGGACCCUGCCCUGCGCCGAGCCGGACGCUUCGACCGCGAGAUCUGCCUCGGCAUUCCCAGCCAGGACGCCCGGCAACAGAUCCUGCGGACACUGUGCCGGAAGCUGAGGCUGCCGGAGACGUUUGACUUUGAGGAGCUGGCGCGGCUGACCCCGGGGUACGUGGGCGCCGACCUGAUGGCCCUGUGCCGCGAGGCGGCCAUGAGUGCCGUCACCCGCAUCCUGCUCCAGCGGCAGGAGGAGUGCCUGCCACCGGGACCCUCCGGAGAGCCCGGCCCAGCACCACAGCUGGACACCGACCUGGAUGAGCUGAGGAGACUGCGUGCGGCACUCAGCAACCCGACCCCCGUGCCCGACAAAGACCUGCAGGAGCUGUGCGUGGAGAUGUCCGACUUCACCGGCUCCCUCUCCUCGGUGCAGCCCUCCGCCAAGCGGGAGGGGUUUGCCACCGUGCCGGACGUGACGUGGGCCGACAUCGGAGCGCUGGAGGAGAUCCGGGAGGAGCUCACCAUGGCCAUCCUGGCUCCGCUCCGCCAUCCACACCAUUUCCGGGUGCUGGGGCUGACCAGCCCAGCCGGCGUGCUGUUGGCAGGGCCACCGGGCUGCGGGAAGACGCUGUUGGCCAAGGCUGUGGCCAACGAGUCCGGGCUGAACUUCAUCUCGGUAAAGGGGCCGGAGCUGCUCAACAUGUACGUGGGGGAGAGUGAGCGGGCGGUGCGACAGGUCUUCCAGCGAGCUCGCAACUCCGCCCCCUGCGUCAUCUUCUUCGACGAGAUCGACUCCCUGUGUCCACGGCGCUCCGAGCACGAGUCAGGAUCCAGCGUGCGGGUGGUGAACCAGCUGCUGACGGAGAUGGAUGGGCUGGAGGCCAGGAAGCAGGUCUUCAUCAUGGCUGCCACUAACAGACCAGACAUCAUCGACCGCGCCGUGCUGCGCCCUGGUCGUUUGGACAAGACGCUGUACGUGGGAUUGCCACCGGCCGCUGAUCGCAUCGCCAUCCUGCUCACCCUGACCAAGGGCGGGAGCCGGCCUCCCAUGGACCCUGACGUGGAUCUGCGCGCCAUCGCCUACGACACGCGGUGUGACUGCUUCACGGGCGCGGACCUGUCAGCGUUAGUGCGCGAAGCCUCCGUCGCUGCGCUGAGACAGCAGCUGGCGGCACCACAGCCAGCCUCCUGCUCGGAACUGCGAGUAGCACGCCAGCACUUCGAAACAGCUUUCGAGAAAGUCAGACCUUCGGUCUCCAAAAAGGAUCAGCUGAUGUACGAGCGUCUGCAACAGUCCCUCACUCGUUGAAAGGAUCUGGAGAUGGCCGGUAGCAGACUCUACUCUGGGGGUCCUGCUACAGCUCUCCCUUGCCUGGUGUCGCCCCUCCUAGAUUAACCUGCGCAGAAAAUGGCUGAUACAUCUGUGGACUUGCUGUGAGAUGAGAGCCACAAGAAUGCCACUGCCAAAGAAAACUAACUCUCCCCCCCCCCAGCUGAGUAAUAACACUGGGAUCCGAUGGCCUGCAGUUAGCUGGGGGAAGGAGAGAAAUUUGAAUCUUGUUUUUCAAUGGAAGUGUCUGAACUACUUCGUACCUUAAAGGCACAAAAUCAGGAGGAAAUAGUGGACUUUUGUAAUUAAGGGGGCAAUUGGAUGAAUUAAUACUUUGUCACAUGUGACAAGUCACAGUGAAAUUCUUUGCCUGCAUACGCAUAAAUUUGGGGUGGGGUAUCGGGAGCAAGUUGGUGCAUGAGAGGAACUGUGAUGGGUAUUCUGCCACUCUCAGGGUGGCAUAGAAGGUGUAAGGGGACAGAGGGUCCUCUGUGUUCCUUGUCAUUCAGUGCAACAUAGCCGCCCUGCUGCAAUCAGACCCUCCAACUGCACUCACUCCCACUCUGGGGAGCUUGCAGAGUUUCAGUGGAGAGAUCUCUUCAGCACCGUGCUCUGUGGGCUGCUGAGGGUGUGCAAGUCCUCACAGCUCAGCUCCAGCACGUAUGUAAAAUGGCAGAAGUUGCAGUGCUCCACCCAGAAUGUACCGUAGAUGCUGCCACCAUCUGCCCGAGCUUGCCAUACAAUGUAGAGAUCGGCUCUGAACGACUUCAUUCCCUGCAGUUUGCUGCUGAUCAGCCCUAGGCACAGGUGCAGUGUUGCCGGCUCGGGAUUACCUUGUAUUGACAAAGCCCCAGCUGUUGAUAAAAGUGCUGUUUUAAUUUUG